This is a messenger RNA of Myripristis murdjan (pinecone soldierfish), 1633 nucleotides long. RefSeq names its product lysophosphatidic acid receptor 2b (gene lpar2b). The coding region runs from base 427 to 1530 and encodes 367 amino acids. The record is from RefSeq and is a predicted model, not a curated record. Gene Ontology annotation, biological process: G protein-coupled receptor signaling pathway. Lineage: Eukaryota; Metazoa; Chordata; Actinopteri; Holocentriformes; Holocentridae. The transcript has 5 exons. Gene Ontology annotation, cellular component: membrane. Gene Ontology annotation, molecular function: lysophosphatidic acid receptor activity.
UCCAGCAGGGUCUGCCGCACCCUUUCUGCUCUUGGGGCGGACGGCACAGGUACUGCCGCUGUAAAAGCACGGAAACCAAAGUGCAAACGCAGGGAGUGGAGGACUUUAAACCUGUUGGGACGGAACGGGAAAAAGAAAAAAGGAAAGAAAGAAAGACCCUCUGGAAUGGGGCUCCCAUAGAGAGACAGAGGAGAGCAAUUCAAGAGGAGGAGCCUGUGUCACAAACAGCAUAAAGGCUCAGACGUCAAGCUGGAUGCUUCAGUGGCCAGCUUGUCGGGGUGAUGGUACGCCGAUCUCCAGCUCUCCAGUAGGGCGGCGGGUCUGAAUGCCACCCUAGUUCCACUCCACGACUUCAUAUCCGAGCUGGCUAAAGGGCCUCUCUGACCCCAACCUCUCUUAACCUGUCCCACCGUCUGAUAACUCAAGAUGGUUACUAAUAACACAAUGCAGUGCUACGACAACGAAUCUGUCAAAUUUUUCUAUGACCAUAGUAACAAAACCAUCAGCCACUACUGGCGUCGCCGUGACUAUGUGAUCGUCAGUAUGGGCAUGACGGUGUGUUUCAUUGUUAUCUUUUCCAACAUUCUGGUCAUAGCAGCCAUUAUCAGAAACCGACGCUUUCACUUCCCCAUCUACUACCUGUUGGGCAACCUGGCUGCUGCAGACUUAUUCUCAGGUAUCUCCUACCUCCACAUGAUGUUUCAUACUGGUCCCUGGACCAUCAAGCUGUCCAUAAGGCAGUGGUUUGUGCGCCAGGGCCUGCUUGAUACCAGCCUCACAGCCUCAGUGGUCAACCUGCUGGCUGUGGCAGUAGAGCGCCACCAAACCAUCUUUACUAUGCAGCUGCACAGUACGAUGACCAAGCGUCGUGUGGUAAUGCUCAUCUGCGGCAUCUGGGCUUUGGCAAUCAUCAUGGGCCAGAUUCCCAACAUGGGCUGGAACUGUAUGUGCGACUUAGAAGAUUGCUCCACCAUGGCACCCCUGUAUAGCCGCAGCUACCUGGUGUUCUGGGCUGUGCUCAACCUGCUGACUUUCACCAUCAUGCUGAUUGUCUACACCAGGAUAUUUCUGUAUGUGAGGCACAAGAGUCAAAGGAUGUCACAGCACACCACCCAGAUAAGACACAAGGAGACGGUGGUUAACCUGAUGAAGACUGUGUCCUUGAUUCUGGGCUGUUUUGUGAUCUGCUGGACGCCUGGCUUGGUGGUGCUGCUGCUCGACGGUCUGGGCUGUGACAGAUGCCAAGUACUGCGAUACGAGAAGUACUGCCUGGUGCUGGCGGAGUGCAACUCCCUCGUCAACCCCAUCAUCUACUCCUUCAGGGACAAAGACAUGAGGAAGACUUUCAAGAAACUCCUGUGCUGCCUAUGUCGACAGGGCGACGAUGACUUGGGGGAGUCAAAAGUUCGUUUUAACACGCUGGAGCAUGAGCCCUCUAAGGCUCGUAGCUCUGACCUGGAAGACAAGACUAAUGGGACCUCUCUUAUCCUGGAUGGCGCAGAGGACAUCCAGGCCUGCUCUGAAAGCUGAAAGGAACCCAAACUAAGAUGAACGUUUACAGCCCACGCUCAAGGCACGCAUACACACACACACACACACACACACACACACACACACACACACACACACACAC